AUGGACUCCAUAACCCACCUAACCCAAAAACUCCUCGCCGAACGCGCCCGCGCACGCACCCAAGCACCACCACCACCCUACUCCACCGCCGUCUCCGACGACGCCGACGCAGACUCCUCGGACGACGAAGCCGAAGACGAAGACUCCAAACCCAUCUCCCUAACCAUCAACGCCGGCAGUUCCAUCCAAGGCUGCAACAACUUGGUGCCGGUCUCUUCAUCACCACUGGCCGACGCGACAAAGUUCAGCGCGUUAUUGCUGCACGCGAUUACUCGGAUUAAUGCUGAAAGUCAGGCUGCAGCGCCUGGGAGGAAGCAGUUGAAGGUGGAUUUGACGAUUAAUUGUAGUCUGACGAUCGUGGGCGAUAGGAAUGUUGUUGGAAAUGUUGGGGUUAGGCCGAGACAGGGUGGUGUGAGUGCUGGUGCUGGACCUGGUGUUGCGUCACAGACUGUUGUUGCGGGUGCGAAGAGGAAGGCUGAGAGUGGUGGUGAGGAGGAGGAGGAGGCUGAGCAGCCGGCUGCUAAGGUGGUCAAGAUGGAGGCUUGA
Molecule: messenger RNA, 546 nt
Organism: Fulvia fulva
Lineage: Eukaryota; Fungi; Ascomycota; Dothideomycetes; Mycosphaerellales; Mycosphaerellaceae
Exons: 1
Coding region: 1-546 (181 amino acids)
Source: RefSeq, a predicted model, not a curated record